CUGGCAAAAUACACAACCUUCAUUGUAGCAGCACAGAGAGAAUGCAUUGCCUCGUUUAUUUAUCUAUACACCACUUUUCUACGUGUUCUAAUAUGUUCUGAUGGCACUCAAGAUCCAAGUAUCUGAUACUAAGGUUGUCCUUCAGAACCUUUUUAUUUGCACUGCUGUAUUCUAUACAGUUUAUUAUUUCACCUAUACCAUAUGUUUCGUGGCACUUAGAUUGGAGAAUUUUGAUGAACUUGGACCUUUUGAUUUUAAAACCACACCUUCCUGGUCAAAUAGAAAGUACCUAGGAAAUGUGAUCUCUUUGGAGACGACAUUCUUAAUAAGCAGUGCCAUUUUUGUAUUCAUUGUUGAAGAAUGGAUUUGGGAUUAUGCAUGUACAGUUACUGUGAUUCAUGUAGGGAUAACAUCACUGGUUAUGAAGCAACUUCCUAGAAUGACACAUUGGUGGAUCUCUUUAGGACUGGGAUUGAUGUCAAUGAUUUUUGGAGGACAAAUCUUGGCUUAUCUUCUUUACAAAGACAAUUUCAUCUAUCCAGACCUGGAUGACUUUUGACUUUCCUGAUAACUCAAGGCAUGGCUAGAAAUGUUUGUUUAUUUUGU
Molecule: messenger RNA, 606 nt
Organism: Rana temporaria (common frog)
Lineage: Eukaryota; Metazoa; Chordata; Amphibia; Anura; Ranidae
Gene: TMEM244
Product: transmembrane protein 244
Exons: 6
Coding region: 101-559 (152 amino acids)
Source: RefSeq, a predicted model, not a curated record